AUGAAAGCGGGCUCCGCCAGCAGUCGCGGAGCGGGGCGAAUGUGGACGGCAGCGGGGUCGUCGCCUCAGGGAUCCAUGCGAGGGAUCGGCGACUCGUCGCUCACGUCGCGUUCGCGAAAGAGCAAGAAGAGUCGCUCGCUCGUGAGGCGGCUGCUGAAAUGCCGCUUCCAGACCUUCAUCCUCUGCGUCGUUCUGGUCCGUCCGAUCGCUGCCUUUUCGAUUUGUCGCCGUCAGAUCUCUCUUCUGUGUUCCAGUCCUUUUUCAUGCAUCGCCGCUUCCCCCCACCCCCGUACCUGUGCAACGUCUGCAUUCUCUUGGCUUCCUGUUCUCCUCCACCCGCUCCCCAAACACACCCCUUUCCUCCCAUCCACACCCCUUCCCCCUCUCCCCUCCCCCUCGUCGCACUCCCGUUUCCCCACCUCGCCACCUUCUCCCUUCCCACGCCCUCCUCCCCCCACCCUCCCCAUCUAUGCUCCCAAUUCUCCCUCCCUCCAUCCAUCUUUCCCUCCCUCCCUCCCUCCCUCCCUCCCUCCCUCCCUCCCUCCCUCCCUCCCUCCCUCCCUCCCUCCCUCCCUCCCUCCCUCCCUCCCUCCCUCCCUCCCUCCCUCCCUCCAUCCCUCCCUGCCUUCCUCCCUCCCUCCUUUCGACCAUCCGGCCCCAUCCAUCCAUCCCUCCCUCUCUCCCUCCCUCCCUCCCUCCCUCCCUCCCUCCCUCCCUCCCUCCCUCCCUCCCUCCCUCCCUCCCUCCCUCCCUCCCUCCCUCCCUCCCUCCCUCCCUCCCUCCCCCCCUCCCUCCCUCGCUCCCUCCUUCCCUCCCUCCCUCCCUCUCUCCAUCCCUCCCUCCCUCCCUGCCUUCCUCCCUGCCUUCAUCCUCCUUCCUUUCGACCAUCCGCCCCCAUCCAUCCCUACAUCCCUCCCGCGCGAGCAGGUGGUGCUGUGCAGUGCGCUCGUCUUCCUCUUCGUGGUGGACAAGUUCCCUUUUUCAAUGGGGGCCAAAGAGGCCGCUGCCGCUGCUGCAGACGACCUUUCCACGUCAGCAGCGGAGACGAAGCCAUCCCACGUGGCAAUGGAUCUGAGCGCACACGGCAAGCAGCAAGAGACGGUCAGGAUGAUCACUGGGGAAGGGGACGGCAUAGCGGCGGACAGCAAGGGCUCCAAGGGCGGCAAGGGCGGCAACAAAGGUGGUGGCAAGGAUGGUAAGGAGAGUAAAGGCAGCAAGGGGAAGGCAGAUCCGAAGCAGGCAGCACAGGGGAAAGACGCUAAAGAUGGAAAAGAUGAUAAAGGGGCCAAGGGUGGGAAAGGCGGGAAGGAGACGGGGAAACCUGGUGCUGGCAGUGGUAAGACGAGUCACCCUACCACAGGUGUGAAGCCGGCGAAUCCAAAGCAGCAGCAGAAGCCGGGUGGUGCUGCUAAGGGAAAGGGGCAUCCUGUGGGGAAGCAGCAGGGGAAGACCCCGGGGGGGAAGGCACCUCAUGGGAAAUCGCCUGGAGGGAAGGCACCAGGAGGAAAGGGCGCAGGUGGGAAGGCUGGGGGGGUGAGACCUGGUUCAGGGAAGCAAGCAGGGAAGGCGCAAGGAGGGAAGGUGCAAGCAGGUGCAGGUACAGCGAAGAAUGUUGCGGCACAUGCAGGGGGGAAGGGAGCAGUGGUGGUGGCGAAGGGAAAGGUGCAUCCAGCACCGAGGCAAGACAAGGCGGGAGGAGCAAAGGGUAAAAGUGGGGUUGCGGCAGGGAAGCAGGGUGGGAAGGGGAAAGGAGCAGUGCCGGCUGGUGGGAAUUUAAGAGGGGUUACUGCCGAUCCCAAGAAGGGAGGCAAAGCAAAACUACAAGCCCUAGUUUACCCUUCAGUGUACGCGUUAGAACAUCGUUCCACCUUCGCAACCUCACAAAAGGUGGCUGCUCCUCUUCCUCCUCUCACCAACAGUCCGUUCCGCCGAGUUUCUAGCCUCAUUCGCAAGUCGGAAUUUCCUGCUGUUGGAGAGCUCGUGGCCAUGGCCAAGGGCAAGGGAGGGGCGAUCCUGGUGAAGCUGCUCUCGGCGGCGGGGACGGGCUUUUUCUACGUCACCAAGAAGAACCCGCGCAACCUGCCGCACAAGCUCGAGUUCCGAAAGUACGACCCGCGCGUUCAGAAGCACGUGCUCUUCACCGAGACUAAGCUCCGAGCUGGAGGCGGCGGAGGGGCUGCGCUUCUCGUGGAAUGUGUGGCCGUCGUCGCGCCUCGAGGCGACGCGCUGCGUCGUCCCCUUCGGCGCGGUCUUCACGCCACUCGCGGAAAUCCCCGAUCUGCAGGUCGUUCCGCAUCCGCCGCUGCUCUGCAAGGCGUGCGGCGCCGCGCUGAAUCCGUACUGCGCGCUGCACUGCGGCACCCGCUCGUGGGCAUGUGCGCUCUGCCAGCAGGUACUGUAGGGGGUAUAGGAAUGUGUUUCCUCCCUCAUCACUCCAGGGACGUGAGCGAUUCCAACCUGCCCAUGGAGCUCUCCCCAGGCCCCCCAACCCAUCGCUCCUGUUCGCUCUGCUCUCUUCCUUUUCCCACCCAACCACACACCACAGAGGAACGUGUUUCAGCCCAACUACAGGGACGACAGAACAUCUUCCCACCCAACUACAGGGACGUGAGCGAGACCAACCUACCCAUGGAGCUCUCUCCCAGCCUCAGCACCAUCGAGUUCCUCCUGCCCCACGCCGCCACACCGUGCGUCCCUUCCUCCCCUGCUCCCCCUCCUGCCCCACGCCGCCACACCGUGCGUCCCUUCCUCCCCUGCUCCCCCUCCUGCCCCACGCCGCCACACCGUGCGUCCCUUCCUCCCCUGCUCCCCCUCCUGCCCCACGCCUCCACACCGCAGCCCGCGUUCCUCUUUGAGUUCGACACGUAUGUGCCACCUGACGAGCUGCACCACGCCAAGGCAGCCCUGCUGCAGCUGCUGCCACUGCUACCAGUCGCCUGCCCCGUGGGUCUCAUCACAGUUGGGGCACAGCCCGCAUUCCUCUUUGUGUUGGACACGUGUGUACCACCUGACGAGCUACACCAUGCCAAGGCCGCCUUGCUGCAGCUGGAUUGUCUUAAAGUCCACCUCUGCGGCCCUGCUGCAGCUGCUGUUGAGUCGCAUCUGCCCCCCUCCCCGCCCUCCUUUUCCCCCUCCCCUCCUUUCAACAGGCAGCCCGCGUUUCUCUUUGUGUUGGACACCCAGCCCGCAUUUCUGUUUGUGUUGGACACGUGUGUUUCCCCUGACGAGCUACAUCACGCCAAGGCCGCGCUGCUGCAGCUGCUGCCACUGCUACCAGUCACCUGCCCCGUCGGUCUCAUCACAGUGGGCGCUCAGGUGGCCGUGCACGAACUCUCCCACUCCCUCCCUCACUCGCUCCCUCACUCGCUCCCUCACUCGCUCCCUCACUCGCUCCCGCGCUCUCAAGCCGGCCCACUGUCGUCGCGUGUGGUGCUGCUACCAGGCGACAAAGACCUGCCUCCCAGCAAGAUAAAGCACCUCCUGGGUCUGGGAUUGCCUCAGCCUCACCUACCCUCUGCACCAUCUAAGACCACACCCAGCAGCGGCCAUACCCCUGCAAUGCACACCACCACCCAUGCCAAAGGUCCCUUUACUGGCAAGCCGUCCUCUCCCAAGGGCCCUCUCUCUUCGAGAUCCUCUUCCUCCUCUCAUUCCUCAUCUGCCCGCGUGUCAGCAUCACCACCACCACUACUACCACCGCCAGCAUCAUUACUGUCCACGUCAGCAGAAUCAGUGUCGUCGUCGCGGCCCCCGCCGUCGCUGGUGCUGGGCGGCAGAGGGGCGGCGGAUGGGCGGUACUUGGUGCCUCUGGUGGAGGGAGAGGGCGUGCUGAGGGGCGUGGUAGCGGCGCUGCAGCCGGACUCACAGCCAGUGGUGCCAGGGGUCAGGCCGCGCCGAGCCAUAGGCGCAGCUUUGGCAGCCGCCGUGGCUGUGAUGGAGGCUCGGGGCGAGCAGGGGGCAGCGGAGGAGGGAGGGAGCACGGAGGAUGGGACAGGACGGGCAGCAUGGGAGAAGAGAGGAGCAGCAGAGGAGUGGGGAGGGGGGGCAGCAGAGUCAGGAGGGAGGGCGAGGAGGGAAGGUGAGGGGGCAGGGAGGGUAGGGGAGGGAGUGAGGAAGGUAGGGGAGAGGGAAAGAGGGGGAGGGGAGAGGGUGCUGCAGUCAGGAGGGCGAGUGGUGGUGCUGCUGGGAGGGCCGGGCACAGUGGGGCCAGGCAUGGUGGUGGGUACAGACAUGGCAGACUGCCUCCGCACACACUCGGAUAUUCUCCUCGACAACACCUCUUACUACCAGUCAGUGCCACUCUGCUCUGGAGCUGGGAACAGUGGGGCUGGGCACGGUGGGGCUGGGCACGGUGGGGCUGGGCACGGUGGGGUUGUGGCUGGGCAAGCCGUGCCACACGCUUCUAAAUUCAGUUGGGUGAGCGAGCGUGGAGGUAUCAGCGGCCAUAGACGUGUUUGUAUCCGUGCCACGCGUUUCUACACUCAGCUGGGCGAGCGAGCAGCAGAGGUAUCAGCAGCCAUAGACGUGUUUGCAUGUGCGGCGGACCAAGUGGGGGUGGCGGAGAUGAGGGGCGCGAUUGAGGCGACAAGUGGCACGCUCGUAUUGGCCGACUCGUUUGAGUCAGACAUCUUUGCCAAAUCGCUGUACAAGCUGUUCCAACGGUCCCAUGAGGGCCCUCUGUUAGCCGCCACAGACGGGGUAGUGGAGGUGAAACUCCCCAAGGAGAUCAAGGUGAUGGGGGCGGUGGGGGCGUGUGGCAAUCUGUGGAGCAAGGCAGAGAGCGUGAGCGAGCACGAGGUGGGGCAGGGGGGAACAGCUGCCUGGCGCCUCUGCUCCCUCUCCCCCCGCUCCUCCUCUCUGGCGUUUUUCUUUGAGAUAGCAGCGCCGCACAGAGCACACCAGAUCCCUCCGGGCUCGUUUGCCCUGUUCCAGGCGGUGGGGGCGGUGGGGGCGUGUGGCAACCUGUGGAGCAAGGCGGAGAGUGUGAGCGAGCACGAGGUGGGGCAGAGCGGCACGGCCGCCUGGCGCCUCUGCUCCCUCUCCCCCCGCUCCUCCUCCCUCGCCCUCUUUUUUGAAAUCGCCCCGGCCAGAGUACACCAGAUUCCACUGGGGUCGUUCGCGUUGUUCCAGGUGUGUUGGCCUGGGAGGGUUGGCAUGUCUUUCUUUCCCUCUGCUCCCUCUCCCCCCCGCUCCUCCUCCCUCGCCCUCUUCAUUGAGAUAGCAUCGCCGAGAGCGCAUCAGAUCCCGCCGGGCUCGUUCGCGUUAUUCCAGGCACGUGAGGUGUUCGGCUGUCUUCCCACCAUCCGCCCUCCACCUCCCCCCUUUCCCUCUCAGUUCCUCACCACGUAUCGCCACGGGGAUGGUACCAGGAGGGUGCGCGUGGCUACAGCAGCCAGGCGUUGGGUGCACAUGGGGGGGGAAGGGGCUGCUGGCGCGGAUUCGCAGGCUGGUGGACUGGGGGUGGCGGAAGGGGAUGGGGAGUUGGUGGUGGGGGGGGUGCCGGGGGGGAGAGCAGCUGCAGCGCUGGCAGAAGUGGUGAUGGGGUUUGAUCAGGAGGCUGCCGCUGCACUCGUGGCCAAGCUAGCUGCCUUCAAGGGAAACGAGGAAGGGAGGGGAGGGCAAGCACUGGUGGAGGUGGUGAUGGGGUUUGAUCAGGAGGCUGCUGCUGCACUCGUGGCCAAGCUAACUGCCUUCAAGGCAGAGUCAGAGGACAUGAGUGACGUGCUGCGCUGGCUGGAUCACAUCUCAUCCGCUUUGGAGCUCUGCCCUUUCAUGAUGCCCCUCUGUGCUGCAGAGUCAGAGGAUAUGAGUGACGUGCUGCGCUGGCUGGACCGCAUGCUCAUCCGCUUUGGAGCCAAGUUCGGGCAGUACAGCCGGGGGGACCCCUCCUCCUUCCACCUCGCCUCCGCCUUCUCCCUCUUCCCCCAGUUCAUGUUCCACCUCCGCCGCUCCAGCUUCCUCCAGGUGUGCCUCCCCCCAGGUAUACUCUCAUCCAGCCAGGUGUUCAACCACAGCCCCGACGAGACGGCAUUCUUCCGCCUUAUGCUCACCAGAGAAGCUGUUGCUAACUCUCUCCUCAUGGUUCAGCCCGCGCUGAUCGCCUACACCUUUGAGUCACCGCCACACGCUGUGCUGCUGGACGUGUCAUCGCUGCAGCCCGACUGUGUGCUGCUGUACGAUGGAUUCUUCCACAUUGUCGUGCUGCACAGCUCCACCAUCGUGCACUGGAAGCACCAGGGCUUCCAUCUCGACCCCGCACACGCAGCCUUCAG
Messenger RNA from Closterium sp. Naga37s-1, 6272 nucleotides. Lineage: Eukaryota; Viridiplantae; Streptophyta; Zygnematophyceae; Desmidiales; Closteriaceae. The record is from the annotation of a GenBank genome assembly.